Oryza sativa Japonica Group (Japanese rice) is the source of this 1702-nucleotide messenger RNA. Its product is annotated as calmodulin-binding receptor-like cytoplasmic kinase 2. The record is from RefSeq and is a predicted model, not a curated record. Gene Ontology annotation, molecular function: ATP binding; protein serine/threonine kinase activity. Lineage: Eukaryota; Viridiplantae; Streptophyta; Magnoliopsida; Poales; Poaceae. Gene Ontology annotation, biological process: protein phosphorylation.
GUGCCAUUGAACGGCACCAAGUCAUCGUCCCCAUAUUUAUGCAUCCAAAGGAAAAACGAUGAAGCAAUAAUCAGACCAAGAAAUUUUUCCUCUCGAUCUUCUUGCCAUGGAAUUGCCUGCAGCCAAGAGGCAGUUCAGCACCACCAGCCAGGGCAAAGAAGUUUCAGGGAUCAGUUCUUGCAAGCCUACUUACCAGAGAUACCAAUCAUGCCCUCCUGAGGUCUACCGUCGUCAGGCUUCCUCUUACAGCGUUCCAUCUUCAGAGAUCAGCAGGAGCUCGGUUCGCAGCAGCGGCUCGUUCAGGGCGGCGGCGCAGAGUCUCGCCGGAGUUUUCAGUUGCUUUGUGCCCAGGAAGUCCAGAAAUGAGGAUGAACUUGAGAUUUCUCGGACGACGAUUUCUCAAGGGAGCAGAAGUACAGGUUACCAAGUCUCGAUUGAUCCAGCAGGGACAGGGUAUCCCCAAGAAAGCACAGAGCUCACAGUUGCAGAGAUAUUUAAGGCAACCUCAAACUUCAGUGACAAGAACAUAAUAAAGCAGGGAAGUUAUAGCAGCAUCUACAGAGGGAAGCUCAGGGAUGGGUCUGAAAUUGCCAUCAAAUGUGCCAGAAAGUUAAACAGUCAGUAUGCAUCAGCUGAGCUUCGGAGAGAGCUUGAAAUUCUUCAGAAAAUUGAUCAUAAGAAUCUAGUGAGGUUCCUAGGAUUCUUUGAGCGCGAAGAUGAGAGCCUGACCGUCGUUGAGUAUGUCAGCAAUGGUUCCUUAAGGGAACACUUAGAUGAAUCCUGUGGAAAUGGUUUAGAACUUGCGCAACGGCUCAACAUCGCGAUCGACGUAGCUCAUGCUAUCACAUACCUGCACGAAUUCAAAGAGCAGCGGAUCAUCCACCGGAACGUCCGGUCAUCGAACGUGCUCCUGACGGACACGCUGACGGCGAAGCUGGCCGGCGUCGGGCUGGCGCGGAUGGCCGGCGGCGAGAGCUCGGAGUCGGAGGACACGCAGGGGAAGAGCGCCGCCGGGUACGUGGACCCGGAGUACCUGAGCACGUACGAGCUCACCGACAAGAGCGACGUCUACUCCUUCGGCGUCCUCCUCGUCGAGCUCGUCACCGGCCGCCCGCCCAUCGAGCGCCGCCGCGACCUCGAUCCCCGCCCCACCACGAAAUGGGCGUUGCAGAGGUUCAGGGGAGGGGAGGUGGUGGUGGCCAUGGACCCCAGGAUCAGGAGGAGCCCGGCGUCGGUGGCGACGGUGGAGAAGGUGAUGGAGCUCGCCGAGCAGUGCGUCGCGCCGGCGAGGAAGGAGCGGCCGUCGAUGCGGCGGUGCACGGAGGCGCUGUGGUCGGUCAGGAGGGAAUACCACCGCCGGCAGGACGCGCCCGCCGCCGCCGCCGCCGUCGCCGCGGCGCCGACUCAAGACAGGAGCUCCGAUUGGGUUAAGGUAGUUUAGCAUGCAACGAUGUGAUCCUAAGUUCCUACUUAGGUUGAGAUUUUGAGAUGAAUUAAUUAUUGUUGGUAAUUAAUUUAUCAUCUUUAAGCUACCAUGCCGCCAUGCUUUGUGAAUACAAAAUAUGAGGGGUUGGGUCUAACAAUCUUUCUUAUGAAAGUUAGAAAGAUUGUUCUGUACUAUAGGUUGAUUAUAUUAUGUAAGAACAUUUGUAAUUUGUAAAGUUAACUUGAAAAUUCUCAGUUCUUGGAAGGCUUGCAUCUA